Atta colombica is the source of this 851-nucleotide messenger RNA. RefSeq names its product THAP domain-containing protein 4-like. The transcript has 3 exons. The record is from RefSeq and is a predicted model, not a curated record. Bases 222 to 752 code for a protein of 176 amino acids. NCBI's taxonomy places the organism in Eukaryota, Metazoa, Arthropoda, Insecta, Hymenoptera, Formicidae.
UUCUUUAUUUCAUAGAAAGGAAACGAAGGAUUUUGAUUGGUACAUUUUCGUAUACAUGUUAUACGUUAUGCAAGAGUGCGUUUCCUGCUAUAAAAUAUUGGAAAUCUCACGUUGCUAUCUCAGUAUAAAGUGUACAUCUUACUGUUGAAGACGUAUAGAUACGAAAAGUCAAUUAAAAGCCUUAUUAGACUACUAGAUUGUUAACUACAACUGCUGCAAAGAUGGAGAUGAAGGUCUUGCAGCUGCAUGAGUUGUUGCACGUACUGGCCUGGUUAGAGGGCACGUGGAUAACGGAUGAGCCUGCAAUGGGCAUGUACCCGACCAUCAAGCCUUUCAAUUACUACGAUCAGAUAAACAUUACGUCCAUAGGUCAGCCGAUGUUCAAUUACAUCGCGCAGAGCUGGCAUCCGGAUUCAGGAAUACCGAUGCAUCGAGAGAACGGCUUCCUACAGAUCUUACCAGGAACUAAUAAGGUCGUACUUAGUCUAAUUGGUAACAUAGGAGCGUUUACGGUCGAACAGGGUGAUCUAAUGAGCAAUGAUAACAAUACCCUCGACUUAAACAGCAACAAUAUACUGCUAACAGAUGCAACGGUACCAACUUUCUCGCCUUUAACAAAGACUCGUCGAGUGUAUAAACGCAAUGGCGACAACUUGGAGCUUAUUUUCUACAUGGCGACAGCGAAAACACCUGAGUUGACGGAACAUUUGCGUGCAAAGUAUAGAAAGGUGAAUCAACUAACUGGAAGGUAGGAAGUCGGGGCACACGAUAGGAGAAAAUUUGCAACUGGCACGCGACGUGACCGCAUAGAGUACUGCGCCACAGAUUGCAUCUUUAAGCAUAUCCUUUCA